Molecule: messenger RNA, 2614 nt
Organism: Klebsormidium nitens
Lineage: Eukaryota; Viridiplantae; Streptophyta; Klebsormidiophyceae; Klebsormidiales; Klebsormidiaceae
Source: the annotation of a GenBank genome assembly
CUCAGGCGGGAGUCGAUCAGCUCGGAAGCGGGUUGAACGAAUGCCUUUCUAGCCUUUUAAGGUCAAAUUAUGGUGGCACACGAAGGCAUCUAAGAGCAUGUCAGCAUGGCCAGACUACUCCGCUUUGCAGCUGCGGGGGCUUUUUUACAGCCCGUAAAGCGAGGCGUCAAUGGCUGUCCAAGUUUUGUGCUCGCAUAUGAACGGAGGCUGGUCAAUGGAUGGGAAGGCCUCAGGUACAGCUGUCAAUUUGCUGCAGGCCCCAGAGAGCCAUUGGCAGGAGCUCAGUUGUCAGCUGUGCAGCCUGUGCCCUUGCAGGAAAGAGUUUCGGAGGCAUUGCAAGCAAUUCAGUCCAGAUUAGGGUUUGGAAGCUCGUUCAGGGGGAAGCAUCCUUCAAGCAAUCCAGCUUCGACCCAGCUUCUUCUUGGUACCCAGCAGCAAACGCAUGCUAAUGCUGCUAAAUGUGUGCAAGCUCAAGGGUUUACUUGGUUCGGCCAUCUUUUAGACCAACCUGCUCUUCAUACUUUCAAUAGUGAGUCCAAUCCGCGCGCCAGCUCUGGGGUUUGCAGGAGAUUCUCCUCAAGUACUGGGGAAGAUGUUGAGCCCAGAGAGGGCAUGGACUACGAUGUUGUGAUUGUUGGAGCCGGCCCUGCGGGGCUGUCUGCUGCCAUUCGCUUGAAGCAGAAAUGCGCGGAGGAGGGAAAGGACCUGAGCGUAUGUGUGGUGGAGAAGGGGGCACAAGUAGGCGCGCACAUCCUGUCCGGAAAUGUCCUGGAGCCCCGUGCACUAGAUGAGCUCCUCCCCAACUGGCGAGAUGAGGAAUCCCCCAUCAAGGUCCCUGCGACCAACGACCGCUUCUACUUGCUGACGGAGAAACGUGCCAUUCGGAUGCCCUCUCCCUUUCAAAACCACGGCAAGUUUGUAACCAGUCUGAGUGAAGUCACACGGUGGCUAGGCUCCAAAGCGGAGGAGCUCGGAGUGGAAAUCUAUCCAGGAUUUGCAGCGGCUGAGGUGCUGUACUCGGAGGAAGGGGCGGUGAGGGGCAUCGCCACCAACGAUAUGGGCGUAGCAAAGGACGGCUCGCGCAAGGACAGCUUCCAGAGGGGGAUGGAACUGCGAGGCCGGGUGACGCUCUUCGGCGAGGGUUGUCGAGGCUCGCUGUCAGAGACGCUGAUGAAGCGGUUCGGGUUGCGAGAGAAGGCCAAAGCCGACCCGCAGUCGUACGCUCUCGGCAUCAAGGAGGUUUGGGAGGUCGACCCUGCCAAGCACGAGGCUGGCUCGACUAUUCACACUGUGGGCUGGCCCCUGGACCGGCACACGUACGGCGGGUCCUUCAUCUACCACAUGGCGGACAACCAGGUUGCGAUUGGGUACGUUGUGGCCCUGGACUACAAGAACCCGUACCUUAGCCCCUACCAAGAAUUCCAGCGGUUCAAGCUGCAUCCGUUUGUGCGGCCUCUGCUCGAAGGGGGAACCUGUGUGCAGUACGGCGCGCGGUCCCUUAACGAAGGAGGCUAUCAGGCCGUCCCGGAGUUGGCGUUUCCUGGCGGCGCCCUAAUUGGCUGCUCGGCGGGCUUCUUGAACGUUCCCAAAAUCAAGGGCACCCACACUGCCAUGAAGUCAGGCAUGCUUGCAGCGGAAGCGGCCUUCUCUGCUCUCGCCGCGGACGAGACGGCCGGCACAAGCGGUGGCCGGGACGUCAUGCUGACGUCAUACUCCGACGCGCUCAAGGCGUCCUGGGUGUGGGACGAGCUGUAUCAGGCCAGGAACAUUCGGCCGGCUUUCCAUGCCGGGCUUUGGGGGGGGCUGGCCUACUCCGGCUUGGACCACUACGUGCUGCGCGGGCGAGCCCCUUGGACGUUCCACUGGAAAAAACCGGACCAUCAACACCUAGAGCCCGCAUCGCGGCAUCAGCCGAUUGAGUACCCCAAACCAGAUAACGAGAUCACGUUUGACCUUCUAACAUCCCUGUACAGGAGUAGCACCAAUCACGACCACAAUCAGCCGGCCCACCUCCGAUUGCGGGAUCCCUCCAUCCCCGCCACUGUCAACCAGCCGGUCUACGCAGGACCCGAGGGGCGCUACUGCCCAGCGCGCGUGUACGAAUAUGUCCCCGACGAGAAGAACCAGCCGCAGCUGCACAUCAACGCCCAGAACUGCCUCCAUUGCAAGGCAUGCGACAUCAAAGACCCGACUCAGAACAUCCAGUGGACCGUUCCGGAAGGAGGCGGGGGCCCUGGGUACUCCGUCAUGUAGCAUGCAGGCUCUUUGCAAACAGGGUCCCAAACGGCAGGAGUCGUAAAUCGACUCUCACAUUACUUCAUUACUUGGAAUGGGGAGUAGCGGUGUGCAUGGUCUGAACAAAGGAUGCGAGACGUGAAACAAGAUCAGUAUCAGAUGUCAAAUCAGUCGCAGGGACAUAUGCGGAAUUAAUAGUGCUAGCAUAAGCCAGGUUACAAAGCAAAAAUUGCACGACCAACCACGACCAGGCUCGAGCUCAGCUCUGCCAUGUGCAUAAAUGCGAGAGGUGGGGACUCCCCAUGCGGAGUCUGGCUCCCCAUGCAUAUGCGCAUAAGAUCAAGUGCUUGCAAGCAUCCAUGAGAAAGAUAACCGGCCU